Molecule: messenger RNA, 1560 nt
Organism: Suillus bovinus
Lineage: Eukaryota; Fungi; Basidiomycota; Agaricomycetes; Boletales; Suillaceae
Exons: 10
Source: RefSeq, a predicted model, not a curated record
GCAAGUGGAUUUGUGAACAAGCUGGUUUCGCUCACCUUCGACAAGCCAAAGAACAAACGGAAAAAGAGCGACCAGAAAGACAAGCGUCCACUCCUUCGCCCAAUAAUAUGCAUCUGUAAUGACCAAAAUGCCAAUGCACUUGCUAAACUCCGUCCUCACGCCCGGCAAAUUCGGUAUACGAGACUUGCCGAUAGUCAUAUUGUCAAGCGUCUUCGCGAGAUUUGCGAGUUGGAGGGUUUACGCGCUGAUACCAGGGCUCUGAGUACCUUGGUCGGCGUGGCCAAAGGCGAUCUCCGAGGCUGUCUCAAUACUCUGCAGUUCAUCAAGUCUCGCAAUGAUGAAGUAACCGAACCUCUCAUUCGCCGUGCUACGGUGGGCAUGAAGGAGGGGGACACUACCGCAACUUCCGUAAUCAACGAAAUAUUUGCACCUUUAUCCCGAAAACGUGUCAAAGAGCUUGGUAUGGGUGAAGAAGAAGAGGCACGAUACGUGAACCGACUAAGCCAUACAAUUGAAGGACUGAACAAUCCUGCAAGUAUAGCAAAUGGCUGUUUUGCGCAUUAUAUCAAUUGUCGCCGACACGAUGCAAACUUGAACCAUUACGAGAAGGCUGGCGAAUGGUUGACGACCUUCGACUCCUUUUCGUCGGUCAUGUAUACAGACGGGGACUUCGCGCUGCAUACAUACCUGUCGUAUUUUCUGGUCCCUUUCCACCCGCUAUUCCGAGAACGAGGGGAAAAUCGGGUAGAGCGAGACAGUUCGGACUGGGAUAACUUGCAGCUGACACGCGCAAACGAAGAAAUUUAUAAAUCGUUAGCACACGGUAUCCGCUCAAUCGGUCGCACUGCAGGAGCCAAUAGACACCUCGUUACAGGACAAGUCUUGCCACUCGAAUUUGCGCCAUUUAUCAAUCGUAUAAUCUCCCCUCCUUUGCGACCAGUCAACAGUCAAGUGAUAAAGCCACAAGAAAGAGCCCUGCUCUUACGUUUGGUGGAGAUUAUGGUGUCUUUUGAACUUCGCUUUGUGCAAGAAAAGGCCGAGGAUGGCCAAAAUGUGUUUAGGCUUGACCCUCCAAUUGAUGUUUUUGUUACCUAUGACGGUAAGCGCGCCGAAGAUAUUACAGUUUCUCGGUAUGCUGUACGACAGUUGGUCGCCACUGAGAUUGACGCCGCACUCGUUGCAAAGCAAGCAGACGCAGUGGAGAAAGGAAAGGAACAAGCAAAAGCCAACUUCUUCAAAAAAUCAAAGAAGGGCGCCACGGAAAAUGUCGAUGAAGCUAAUGAGCCCAUGGAAGUCAUAGAAGGUAACGGCGAACUGCGCCGCGUGGAUGCCUCAUCUGAGCCAGGCCCCGAAAACAAACGAGCACGCACUUCCGAGAAAGUGGAUAUUGCAGAUAAGCCACCUGUAGACUUCUUUGGAAGACCAAUCGCUAUGAAGAAAGAUUUAAGGAAGUCAUUGACAUCGAAAGAAGCAGUCCCUGAUUUUCGCAUUGCAUAUAAGCAUCUGGAAGGAAACUCGGCGGCUGUUCGUCGGCCGACGAAGGUUUUGUCAUUUCUUUGA